Messenger RNA from Fibroporia radiculosa, 1194 nucleotides. RefSeq lists its product as uncharacterized. Gene Ontology annotation, cellular component: proteasome core complex; proteasome core complex, alpha-subunit complex; nucleus. NCBI's taxonomy places the organism in Eukaryota, Fungi, Basidiomycota, Agaricomycetes, Polyporales, Fibroporiaceae. The coding region runs from base 1 to 1194 and encodes 397 amino acids. The record is from RefSeq and is a predicted model, not a curated record. Gene Ontology annotation, biological process: ubiquitin-dependent protein catabolic process. The transcript has 6 exons.
AUGUCGGGUGCGGGUGCGCGCGAUCAGCUCUGGGGGCUCUGUGUCCGCAACAUCAUCAGUCAAGGCCUCUUGUGGGGUUCGGUCGGCUUGUCGCCUGGGUUCGGGACUCGUUCGUGCAGUCAGCCAGUCAUUAGGUAUCGCUACCCAGGGUCUAUCGCGGAGCUGCUAGGUGUAUCAUCAAUGGUGAAUGCUUACAGUGGCAGAGCUAGCAGCUCAAAUCGCCUGGAGAACUCGGAGCACCCAGAUGGUGUUGACCUCGAUGCAUACUACGCAACACUGGACGAUAGUGGCGGUCAUCCUGCGGCUUCGUUUGCACUCGAAACAGCAGAGGAUUUCCGCAACACCUACGAUUCAGAUAACGUCGUUUUCUCUCCUCAAGGACGCCUGCAUCAAGUCGAAUAUGCGUCCGAAGCCGUGAAGCAGGGUUCCGCGGUCGUGGGGCUCCGUUCCAAGACACAUUCCAUCCUUCUGGCACUGAAGCGUUCAUUGGGCGAACUGGCGUCAUACCAGCAGAAGAUGUACAGGAUCGACGACCAUGUUGGUAUUGCGAUUGCUGGUCUGACCUCCGAUGCUCGCGUCCUCAGCAACUUUAUGCGCCAACAGGCCAUGUCCUCCCGCAUGGUUUUCAACCGCCCAAUACCCGUGAACCGCCUCGUAUCUUCCAUCGCAGACAAGGCACAAGUAAACACGCAGGAGUACGGCCGUCGGCCCUACGGAGUCGGCUUCCUCGUCAUUGGUCAGGACAAGACGGGUCCUCACCUAUACGAAUUCUCGCCGUCCGGAAACUCAUACGAAUACUACGCUAUGUCCAUUGGCGCCCGGAGUCAGAGUGCGAAAACAUACCUCGAGAGGCAUUUCGAGACAUUCGUGGACUGUAGCCUCGAGGAUCUCAUCCGGCAUGGCCUGCACGCGCUCCGCGAGACGCUCCAGCAAGACAAGGAGCUUACCAUACAGAAUACGUCGAUCGGCAUUGUGGGUCCUGCUGGCGCACAUGAAAAAGAGGUCCCCUCUGAGGGCAGUUUCCGCAUUCUCGAAGGCGACUCAAUUACAGUAUACUUGCAAAGCAUGGUGCCAAAAGGUACGGUCGAUCCUGAUCCGGAGCCUGCAUCUGCGGCUCCCGCAGAGGGUGGUGAGGCUCCGCCACCCGCUGCAGGUACAACAGCGGAUGAGGACGUGCAGAUGGCCGAUCAGUGA